Ipomoea triloba (trilobed morning glory) is the source of this 1030-nucleotide messenger RNA. RefSeq names its product ethylene-responsive transcription factor 2-like. The record is from RefSeq and is a predicted model, not a curated record. Gene Ontology annotation, molecular function: DNA-binding transcription factor activity; DNA binding. Gene Ontology annotation, biological process: ethylene-activated signaling pathway; regulation of DNA-templated transcription. Lineage: Eukaryota; Viridiplantae; Streptophyta; Magnoliopsida; Solanales; Convolvulaceae. Bases 172 to 918 code for a protein of 248 amino acids. The transcript has a single exon.
GUAUGCAUCUAUGUUUAACCGUAUAUAAACCCCGCCACCGCUCCUCCGCUGGCUGCCACGCUCCACACUCUCCGCCAUUCUUUACCCCUUUGCCUGGCCUGCAUAAUUUUCACUUCAAUUCCUUCGAACAAAACAGUCCCCGGCCUUAACAAGAAAUCAAAAUCUGCUAAAAUGAUGUACGAGGAUACUGAAUUUAUGUUCGAUUCUGCUUUUCUUGAUUCUAUUCAGAGAUAUUACUUUCAGGAUGAUUUUGACACUCCGGCGGAAACUCAGCAGGUUUUCUGCCGGAGGAGCUCGUUUCCUUGUUUGGGUGAGAAUUGGGGGGAAUCGACAGUUCCCGGAGAUAAUUCUGCCCACGUGGACGUUUGUAAUAAUAGCUCUGGGUGGAUGCCCGCGGUGGCUGCCACGGCGACGGUGACGAGCGUGGUGAAGGAUGUGCCAGAAAUGGGCUUCAACGGGAUACCGGGGAUUUGGGAUUUCACGGUGGCAUCUCCUCCAGAAGUGGAGGCGGCUGAGCCGGCGGCGGCUCCUCAAGCAGUAAUGCAGAAGCAUUACAGGGGCGUGAGGAGGCGACCGUGGGGGAAGUUCGCGGCGGAGAUAAGGGACCCAGCCAAAAACGGCGCCCGCGUGUGGCUGGGGACAUACGAGACCGCGGAAGAUGCGGCGUUGGCCUACGACAAGGCGGCCUACCGCAUGCGCGGAUCACGUGCCUUGCUCAAUUUCCCGCUCAGGAUCAAUUCCGGCGAACCGGACCCAGUUAGAAUCACGGCGAAGAAGAGGCUGCCGUCGCCGGAAAAUUGUUCUCCUUCCUCUUCAGUGACGUGCGAGGAUGGCUGUCCUAAGAGAAGGAAGAAGGUUUCUAAAGCCAUGGAGCCGGGUCGGGUCGUAUUAAAAAAAAAUAAUCAACUAAAAAAGUGAUUUUUUUUUUAAAUUUUAAAUAUAGCAUGGUUGUCUGGUUGAUCUGUUUUAUUUGGCCAUUUUGGCUUUAUGAAGCUAUCAAAAAAAUAUACUACGGAGUACAAUUUUAUAU